Molecule: messenger RNA, 3114 nt
Organism: Abrus precatorius (Indian licorice)
Lineage: Eukaryota; Viridiplantae; Streptophyta; Magnoliopsida; Fabales; Fabaceae
Product: probable disease resistance protein At4g27220
Exons: 3
Coding region: 1-3114 (1037 amino acids)
Molecular function (GO): protein binding; ADP binding
Source: RefSeq, a predicted model, not a curated record
AUGAAAGUAGUAACUCUUGCACGUAAAUUGGGUAACUCGAUUUCCUACAAAAGCAUCUUGAAGAAUCUCAGGAACGAAGUUAAUAAUCUGCAACAAAAAAGACAAAGGGUGCAAGAAAAUCUUACUUGGGAUUCUGAGGAAUUCCAGGAUAAAAGUAAGUGGUUAAAUAGAACUGAUGAGUUUUUCAGACAAGUGAAUGUAUUUGUGAACUACUAUGAAGGAAAAUGUUCUUGCACAAAUUUCCUAUGGUGGUACAAGGUUAAUAAACAAGCAAGAAAGAUGAUGCAAGAAAUGUUACAAUCACAAGAAGAAGGUAAUCUUUAUCUAUUAGUAAAACCACCAAAAGAUUAUAAGGCCCCAAAAUCAAGAGCAGAUACUAUAAAUGAUAUCAUGGAGGCCCUGAAGGACCCUCUUAUUCAAACAGUUGGAGUAUGGUGGUUGGGUGGUGGAGGCACAACCUUAUUAGCCAAACAGGUUGAAGAACAAGCAAAAGAAGAACCAAACUUGUUCAAGGUGGUUAUCAUAGAUGUAGCUGAGAAGCCAAGCAUUAAACAAGUUCAAGAAGAUAUUGAAGCUAUAUUGGAUCUGCAGUUUAAUGGGGAAUUGCAUGUGGAAAGAAGAAAUAGAUUGCGUCUAAGAAUAAAGAAAGAGAAAAAGAUUCUUAUCAUCAUUAAUGAUGUGUGGGGAGAAUUGAAUCCUCAAGAAUUUGAUUUGGACGAAAUUGGAGUUCCUUUGGGUGAUGAACAUAAGGGGUGUAAAUUAUUGCUAACAUCAAAAAAUUUGAAUUUCAUCCAAAAUUUGAUGGGUGCUCCUAUGGCUAAGAUGUUUCAACUAGAAGUGUUACUAGAAGAAGAGGCUCAGAGCUUGUUUCAAAAGAUGGUUGGAGGCAUUGCUCAAGAUUCUGAGGCAAGUUCCAAAAUAACUGAAAUAGUGAAAAUUUGUGAAGGUUUAGCUCCUGCAAUUUUUGCUAUAGCCAAGGUAUUAGAAAAGAAAGACCUACAUGCUUUGCAAGAUGCCUUGAUGCAGCUAAAGGAACAUGUUGCACCAAUAAGACUAUGUUACAAUAGUUUAGAGAGUGAAGAACACAAAUUCUUGCUCUUGAUUCUUACCUUUAGGGGAAGGAGAGCCGUGAACAAGUAUAGUAUAUAUAUAGACAUGUGGGAAGGUUUAUUAAAAAAUCUUGAUACAUUAGAAGCUGCAAGAAGUAGGUGUGAUUUAUUAAUUAGUGAUCUUAAGGCCUAUGGUCUUCUGGUUCAAGAUGAAAAUGAAAAUGUCAAAAUAAAUGAUUUGAUAUGGCACACUGCUUAUUCAAUAGCUCAAAGUGAUCUAAAAGCUUCAGUGAUUUCUACAGAAUGGAGGCUACCUGAAGAACGGUUGAGAAGUUUACGCUUCUGCAACAUGACUGUUGUGAGUGGUGCACAGGUUCCUGAAAGAUUGCAAUGUCCAGAAAUGCAAGAGAUUAUACUAAGCUCUGAUGAUCCCUCAAUGCAGGUUCCAAAUUCAUUUUUUGAUGAGACUAAACAUCUAAAAGUAUUAGAACUUACUGGCUUUGAUUGUUUAAAAUUGCCUUCUAGUUUUAGUAUGUUAAAGAAUCUUCAAGCAUUAUCCAUGUACAAUUGCAAAUUGGGAGACAUAACUGUAGUUGGUGAGCUCACAAGCCUUCAAAUUCUUGUCCUCUUUGGAAGUAGAAUCCAACAAUUGCCCAGAGAAAUUGGACAACUUCAGAAGUUGCUAGUCUUGGAUUUAAGAGACACAUAUCUCCAAGUGAUUCCAUCCAAUGUUCUGUCAAACUUAACUAGUUUGGAAGAAUUAUAUUUGAGAAACUCCUUUUGCAAUUGGGAGGUCGAAAGAUCCAACCGUGAAAACAAAAACGCAAGCUUGGAAGAGCUAACAAACUUGCAUCACUUAACACAUAUAGAAGAAUUGUAUGUUCCUGAGCCUCAAGCAUGGCCAAUGGACCUGUACUUUGAAAAGCUUAAAUCGUACAGGAUUUUCAUUGGGGAUAGAUGGGGUGAGACCCAUAAUGGUGAUCAUGGGUUAAAAACAUUGAAAAUCAAACUCAACAGAAGGUUGCAAUUGGAGGAUGGGAUUAAAAGGAUGAUGAAAAAUGUUGAUGUCUUGUACUUAGAUGAACUGAAUGGUGUCCAAAAUGUUCUCAGUGAUUUGGAUAGUGAUAGGUUUCCUCAUCUACAAUCUCUCUUUGUACAAAACAAUGCUGAAAUCAAAUGCAUAGCCAUGAGCUCUAGUGAUGAUCAUCACAUUGAUGCUUUCCCCAACUUAGAGUCUUUGUCUCUAAAAAAUGUAAGCAAUUUAAAGUAUAUAUGCGACGGUCCUCUAACUGAAAAAUCAUUCUUCAAAAUAAGAGUCAUCAAAGUACACAAAUGCCAUGAAAUGACAUGUCUCUUCUCAAAGACAAUGAUAGAAAGUCUUCCUCAUCUUGUUGAUUUAGAAGUUUCAGAGUGUAAACUCAUUGAGGCAAUUGUGGUUGGAGAAGAGAGAAUACCUAUACAUAUCGUGUUUCCUCAAUUACACUCUCUAAAUUUACAAGGGCUACCUGAAUUAUCAUGUUUCUACAGGCAUUCUGAUGAUGAACCCGUAAUUCUUGAUGACCAUGGACCCACACUUUUUGAUGACAAGAUUUCUUGUCCUAAUUUGGAGAGGAUGGUGAUUUCCAAUGUUAGUGAAUUGAGACAUGUUUUCAAAUACAAUGUUCAAAAUUCAUUUUGGAAUUUGAAGAGCGUAUACAUCGAAGAUUGUGAGAAUCUGAUGGCUGUUUUUACUCCUUUGUUAUUCACAAAUCUUCAAUAUUUGAAGAUUUUAGUCAUAAAAAAUUGCAGUUCAGUGAGACAGAUUUUUGGUUUGCAUUAUAGUAAAAUUGGAAAAUCAAGCAAUAUGCGUUUGAUUUGUUUAGCUCUACUUCGGCUACCAGAAUUGAGGUUUAUAUGCCGUGAGAUUGAUAGCGAAGAUGCUGUAAUUGGAUUUCCUGAAAUGGUCAAAAUGCAUCUUGAAGACUUGCCAUCACUUUGGGGGUUUAUCAAUGAAGGCUAUGUUGAAUUGUCAUCUUUGGAGAAUGUAGUUGUGAAUCAGUGCCCUAAGAUAUUCGAUUUUGGUUAG